Messenger RNA from Cottoperca gobio, 1566 nucleotides. RefSeq names its product RAB36, member RAS oncogene family (gene rab36). The transcript has 11 exons. Gene Ontology annotation, molecular function: GTPase activity; GTP binding. Bases 98 to 910 code for a protein of 270 amino acids. The record is from RefSeq and is a predicted model, not a curated record. NCBI's taxonomy places the organism in Eukaryota, Metazoa, Chordata, Actinopteri, Perciformes, Bovichtidae.
CGAGCUCCUCGUCAAACUGCGUCCGGGCUUGCAACUGCAGCAAGAGACACGUCAAAGAAAUCGAGGAGAUAUAUGCUGCCAUUUCAUUUGUGUUGUCAUGCAGGAUAACAGGAAUGGGAAGAUUCCGUUCCCACCACCCAUCAGCAGAGACAGGGUCAUCUGGGAAUUUCCAAAGUGCUACACACCUAUUGCCUCUCUGCAGCUAAAUAAAGACUGGGACAUUCAGGCUAAAGCAACCUGUAAAGACACAGCCACCAGGCAUCAGCCAUGGGACCAACAGAAAAUGUCAAAAGUGGUGGUUGUUGGAGACCUUAAUGUGGGGAAGACCUGCCUCAUUAAUAGGUUUUGCAAGGAUCUAUUUGAAAGAGACUACAAGGCCACCAUAGGUGUAGACUUUGAGAUUGAGAGGUUUGAGAUAACUGGAGAACCUUUCUCCCUUCAGAUCUGGGAUACUGCUGGGCAGGAAAAAUUUAAGUGCAUCGCUUCUGCAUACUACAGAGGGGCUGAGGUCAUUAUCACAGUCUUUGACAUGGCAGACAUUAAGUCCCUCGAUCAUACACGCCAAUGGUUGGAGGACGCCAUGAGAGAAAAUGAGCCUGACUCCUGUUUCAUCUUCUUGGUUGGUACUAAGAGUGACCUGCUGCCCUUAGAAGAAAGACAGAGGACAGAGAAGGAUGCCAUCAGGAUAGCAACAGAAAUGCAUGCAGAGUUUUGGGCUGUUUCGUCUAAAACUGGGGAGAACGUCCAGGGUUUUUUCUUCAGGGUGGCAGCUUUGGCCUUUCAGAAGUGUGUACUGAAGGACAUGGAGAAUGGGGUCCCUGCUAGAAUCGGACGAGAAAAUAGUAUCAAAUCAGAUCGUGCCAACCUGGAGGAGGCCGCGCCCCAUGACAUGAAGAGAAGCUGCUGCUGAUGAAAAGAGGAACUCUCAAACUGAGAUGAACCAGACAGAGCGUCAGCUGCAGAAAUGAAAGUGACUGACCAUGUGUCACUGGUCUGAAAUGUGCCUUAGGACAUGUUCCAUUAGGUUUCUUAAAUCAUUAAAAACUCCCAUGUAUUCUGAUGUUUGCAAAAGGUUCAACCUGUAUGCGCUCCUGGAAGCCAAUAGUUACUAGAUUGAAGCAGACAAUAAUGGACUCUUUUUGCUGAUACUGAAUCUUUUAGACCACAGGAAACCCAAGAUAAAAUACUAUAGAAUGGCAAUAACAAAUCUGAUUAGUGUGUGUCGUUAAAAUCAGUUUAGUUUAUGGUCUUCCAAUGUAGUAUUGGUCAAUUCUGCAAUAUCUGUAAAAUAUAAUCUCCAUUAUGUCCAUAAUUUCAGAGUAGUGCCUGGAACAGACUCAUUUGGGACAGGCCAAUAUUGCCCCUUGUGAAACCCUUGUAUGGAUGCUUUAGAUUUUUUUGCUACUGUCAUAGUGUUUGUUUUUUUACAUACAGUAUUGCUGUGGAAUAUGUCUCACCCAUUAUUGUGAGUGAUAAAGGUUUAAUUACAUUUUGUUGGCUGGAAUUUGGGAGGAAGGAAACCAAAUGUUUGUUUACUUUCAAGUAAUAAAAGUUUAAAUGAGUCGA